Molecule: messenger RNA, 282 nt
Organism: Ostertagia ostertagi
Lineage: Eukaryota; Metazoa; Nematoda; Chromadorea; Rhabditida; Trichostrongylidae
Source: the annotation of a GenBank genome assembly
AUGUGGAUCAAUGCUGCGAUUCAUACAUUCACUCCUUUCAAUAUGGCUGAUGGAUCGACGAGGUGGAGGUAUACAGCAGCGUACACUGUUGAAGCGAUUGAAGCUAUUGCAAGAAGCGGUUCUGUAACAGUUUCGCUUAACAAAGUGAAGCUGCUGGCUAUACGCCGCUGUUUCGCUUAUUACAGGGCUUUCGGUGAUGAUCAUCUACUACUCUUUGGUUUCCAUCCAAAUCGUCGACGUCAUCUACGAAUUCCUGCUGCUGAGGACGAGAACUUGCAGAGC